Messenger RNA from Dermacentor andersoni, 8120 nucleotides. RefSeq names its product epidermal growth factor receptor (gene Egfr). NCBI's taxonomy places the organism in Eukaryota, Metazoa, Arthropoda, Arachnida, Ixodida, Ixodidae. Gene Ontology annotation, biological process: positive regulation of kinase activity; multicellular organism development; positive regulation of cell population proliferation. Gene Ontology annotation, cellular component: basal plasma membrane; signaling receptor complex; plasma membrane. The record is from RefSeq and is a predicted model, not a curated record. Gene Ontology annotation, molecular function: ATP binding; transmembrane receptor protein tyrosine kinase activity.
GACGCGAAAACCACUUGCCGGGCUGCCCAAAGUCGCGGAGCCAGCCCCCCCUUGCCGACGCCGCUGCGCUUGCUGUCGCGACCAUAGUUGGUCGGCUGGCUGGCUUGGCUGGCUGGCCCCGGUGUUGUUGCCUGGCUUCUUCUCGGGUCUUCUUCCUCCUCCGGCGUCUCGUGCAGCGGCGGUGUUGUUGCACCCCGCACGCGUGGUUGUGUGUGGUGCGGGUGCCCGGCGUCCGCGCCGAGCGUGUCUCUCGAUGGUCGCUGUCAAGGCCCGCUGAAAACGGCGCCAUGUGAGGGGCGACGCCAGCAGACUUCGGCGACUGUGGGACGUGCCUCCCGAGCCCGGUCGACGGCGGCCGUUCGCUCGCAAAUCGUGUGUUCCCUCGUGCUGUGCGCGUGGUUAUAGUUCCUCGAGACUCGGCAGUGUAACGCCUUCGAAGAAAGCCGAGCAGAAAGUUCCGGCGAAGACACCUGGGAUAAUAAUACUCCGGAGGAAACAAACCGUGGGGUGUUUUUCGUCCGUCCGUCCCGGUGCUGCCGACCUCGGCUGCCUUGUUUAGCGAUUCGCUUUCCUUCUCGGCACCUCGGCCCGGCCACGCAGUGUUGUUCCGGGGGGCUUCUUCUGCUCGAUGAUGGCGAGACGGCGAAGGAUUAUGCUCAGCGGCCGACCGAGCGAGCUGGUUCCCUGCUUCGGCCUCCUGACGCGGAGGCCCUCCAGGUCGUAGUGCCACGCUGUUUCUUCCCGGAGGACGCAGGAGCCGGAGGACGUCGCCGCCGGGUCCAACGAGUGGCCGCGCAGCAUCCCAAUACUCGGCGCUCCCAAGCUAAGCGGAGCAACGGUAGUGAUAACGUGCCAACGGUGUGACUCAGCAAACGCGUCUGCUACGGGUAUUGCCAGAUUAUACUCAAGCUCCGAGAAAAACGGUCAUCCAGAUUGCCCUGGCCUCUGACUCUCGUCCACUCUCUAGUUGUGCGAACGUGCAGUGAUUCGCGGCUGUUUUUAUUGUACGCAAUUUAAAGCGUACUACGCGGCAGCCAGUAGAAGCUGUCAAACAGUUCCUGUUGUGUGACAAAAGUGCUGUUCGCCGAAGGUGAUGCGGACGGUAGCUGUCGGCAACGUCGAGUCGCCAUGACCGUGAGGACUCAGCUCGUCGUGGUCUUUCUUCUAGUCAGUUUCGGACUUCUGGUGUCUUCUGGUGCCGGUCAGUCCAAAAAGAAUGGCCAUGUCAAGAAAGGGAAAAUCUGCAUCGGCACAAAUGGCCGAAUGUCGGUUCCAUCGAACCGAGAGCAUCACUACCAGAACCUCAGGGACCGCUACACAAAUUGUACAUACGUGGACGGGAACCUGGAGUUGACAUGGCUACAGAACAAGAGCCUGGACCUGAGCUUCCUGCGCGACAUCCGCGAGGUGACGGGCUACGUGCUCAUCUCGCACGUGGACGUGCAGCGCAUCCUGCUGCCGAGCCUGAUGAUCAUCCGGGGCCGCAGCCUCUUCAAGCUGAACGUGCACGACGAGGAGUUCGCGCUCAUCGUGACGCUGUCCAAGAUGGAGAACCUCGAGCUGCCGGCGCUGCGCGACAUCCUGCGCGGCAACGUGGGCUUCUUCAACAACUACAACCUGUGCCACGUGCGCCACAUCCAGUGGGACGAGAUCCUGUCCGGCCCGCCGGCGCACAUGGUCUACGUGUACAACUUCACGCAGCCCGAGCGCAGCUGCCCGCCGUGCGACGCGUCGUGCCGCGGCGGCCACUGCUGGGGCGAAGGGCCGCACAACUGCCAGAAGUUCUCCAAGGUGAACUGCUCGCCGCAGUGCCACCAGGGCCGCUGCUUCGGGCCGGAGCCGCGGGAGUGCUGCCACCUGUUCUGCGCCGGCGGCUGCGUGGGGCCCAAGCAGAGCGACUGCCUGGCCUGCCAGAACUUCUACGACGACGGCGUGUGCAAGCAGGAGUGCCCGCCCAUGAUGCGCUACAACCCGAACACCUACUCGUGGGACUACAACCCGGACGGCAAGUACGCGUACGGCGCCACCUGCGUCAAGGACUGCCCCGAGCACCUGCUGCGCGACAACGGCGCCUGCGUGCGCAACUGCCCGCCCAACAAGAAGGCGCAGCAGGGCGAGUGCGUGCCCUGCGACGGACCCUGCCCGAAGAACUGCCAAGGGGUGAGCGUCGUCAACUCAAUCAACAUCGAGGACUUCCGCGGCUGCACCAUAAUCGAAGGUUCCCUUACCAUCUUGGACUCGACAUUCAACGGCUUUCAGGAAGUUUACGCCGAUUUCUCGUUCGGUCCGCGCUACGACAAGAUGGACCCGAGCAAAUUGGAAGUGUUCAGCACGCUGAAGGAAGUCACUGGCUACGUCAACAUCCAGGCUUCGCAUCCCAACUUCACGUCGCUGUCGUACUUUCGCAAUCUAGAAGUCAUCGGCGGUCGGACACUAACAGACGGCAUCCACGGUCACUUAGUUUCCCACCUCACGCACGAGUCCAAGGGGCACGACAGGUAUUUCGCCGCCUUGUACAUCGUGAAGAGUUCGCUGAAGUCGCUCAACUUACGGAGCCUGAAGAAGAUCCGCUCGGGCAGCAUCGCCAUCCUGGAGAACAAGGACCUGUGCUUCGCCGACAGCGUCGACUGGUACCAGGUCAUGAAGUCCAACGCCCACAACGUGCUGCUUCAGCGGAAUGCCGACAAGGCCGAAUGCGAGGCACAAAAGCUUGUAUGCCACCCACAGUGCUCCUCAAGUGGUUGCUGGGGCCCAGCACCGAAUGAAUGCCUUUCCUGCAAAUCAUACCGUCUAGAAGACACUUGCAUCGACAAGUGUGACACACCCAAAAGCAUCUACGAUGAUGGGAACUUUGUGUGCAAGCACUGCCAUGAAGAAUGUCUCGGUGAAUGUUCUGGGCCUGGACCUGGUAACUGCAGCAAAUGUCGACAUGUCCGUGAUGGCCCUUACUGUGUCAAGGAGUGUCCUGAAUCAAAGUACAACCAGUCGGGCUUCUGUAUGCCCUGCCAUGAAAACUGCGUUGGGGGGUGCACUGGACCAAACAACACCGUUGGACCGGAUGCUUGCAACUCUUGCGAGAAGGCAAUUGUCAGUGCCUACGACCCCAAUGUCGUGGAGCAGUGUCUGAAAGCGGAUGAAGCCUGUCCAGAUGGAUUCUACCAUGAGUACUUUGGUCCACAGGAGGAGGGAGCUCUCAAGUCCUUGACUGGAAAAUCGGUCUGCCGCAAGUGUCACCAGCGUUGCAAGAACUGCACAUCUUACUCCAUACAUGUCUCGGUCUGUGAGUGCCUACACUACAGCAGUGGAGAGCAGUGUGAGGAUCGUUGCCAAAGAGAUCACUUUCCUGACGAGGCCAAUCGGCGGUGCCUGCGGUGUCACGAUGAGUGCCGAGGAUGCUACGGACCCACGGCAGCCCACUGCACCAAUUGUCGCAACUUCCGCAUCUACGACUCUGAAAACCGCACUCAGUUCAACUGCACGGCCACCUGUCCUCCUGAGAAGCCAUACAAGGUCUUCGAUGACACCACAACCAAGGAUCCGCACUGCUCUGAUGAAGAUCCCAACCAGAUGGCUCUGCAUGGCAGGACGGAGGAAGAUCAUCUGCCUGCAAUCCUUGCCAGUGCCGGGGGCUGCAUCCUGUUGCUGGGCAUCUUUCUGGCUGUGUUUAGCUACCACUGGUUCCAGCGAGCCAAAACCAAGGAGAACACCGUCAAGAUGACCAUGCGCAUGAGCGGUUUUGAAGACAACGAGCCUCUGAAGCCAACAGAUAUCAAGCCCAAUCUUGCCCAGCUAAGAAUUGUCAAGGAAGCAGAACUUCGCAAAGGUGGAAUCCUUGGCUACGGAGCCUUUGGUACAGUCUACAAGGGUGUCUGGGUGCCCGAGGGUGAAAAUGUGAGAAUUCCUGUCGCCAUCAAAGUUCUUCGCGAGGACACAGCACCUAACACAAACAAGGAGUUCUUGGAAGAGGCAUACAUAAUGGCGAGUGUGGACCACCCGAAUGUUCUCAAGCUGCUGGCGGUUUGCCUAACAUCACAGCUGAUGCUGGUUACACAGCUGAUGCCCCUUGGCUGCCUCCUCGACUAUGUGCGCAACAACCGGGACAAAAUCGGCUCCAAACCACUGCUGAAUUGGUGCACCCAGAUUGCUCGGGGUAUGGCCUACCUGGAGGAAAAGCGCAUGGUUCAUCGCGACCUUGCCCUAAGAAAUGUCUUGCUUCAAACACCCGGCUGUGUGAAGAUCACCGAUUUCGGUUUGGCUAAGCUGCUCGACAACAAUGAGUUUGAGUACAAGGCAGCUGGCGGCAAGAUGCCAAUCAAAUGGCUGGCAUUGGAGUGCAUCCAGCACCGCAUCUUCACACACAAGAGUGAUGUCUGGGCAUUCGGCGUGACUGUAUGGGAGCUACUGACAUACGGUAUGCGACCUUACGAAAACGUUUCUGCGCGUGAUGUACCCGACCUGCUCGAGAAGGGAGAGAGGCUCAACCAGCCAUCAAUUUGCACCAUUGAUGUCUACAUGAUCAUGAUCAAGUGCUGGAUGCUUGACGCUGGUUCACGUCCCUCCUUCAAAGAGCUGGCCGAAGAAUUUGCCAAAAUGGCUCGCGAUCCAGGGCGUUAUCUGGUCGUUCCCGGUGACAAGUUGAUGCGGCUACCCAGCUACACUCCGCAGGAUGAAAAGGAGCUUAUCCGGAACCUGAGCAUGCCCAUGGAAGGCUCGGAGGUCAUCAUGGAUGCUGAGGAGUACCUGCAGCCCAGAGCCCAGCCCAGCAUGCUCUUAGGUGCUGAGCAGGCUCCACCACCUACACCGAUCAAGAAAUUCAUGGAUGACCGCGGGUUCGAGGAGGAUCCCUCUGUUGGAGUUCCAAACCCAGCCGAGUUCUUCCCUGCCAACAUGGUUCCACAUCCUGACAUGAAUGGGGGCUGCCACGCCAAUGGUAUGAACCCUCGCGGCAGAGAGAACAGCCUCAACCAGCGCUACUGCUCUGACCCGCUAAAGCUCCUUGGAAAAGAUGCUGAGGAAGGAGAUGACGAUGCCUUCGUGCACAAUGCGGCAACGCUUCCCAAGGGAUCCAAGCCAAGUGACAUGCGCAUGUCCCUACCGGUGGAUGAGGAUGACUACCUGAUGCCUUCACCCCGAUCCAAGGGCCUCUCCACCACUUACAUGGACUUGAUUGGGGACAGUCGCUACUCAAAUGGUGUUGAUGGCCUUGACCCCCGUCUUCAGGGCUACAGAGGCUUUAUGCCAGACUUUGUUCCUCCGAAUGGGCAGGGGCCGCUGCAGGGUGUUGACAACAUUGAGUACCACCUCAUGAAUCGCAACGGGCCUGCACAUCCGGUGGCAAUGCAGAUACCUCGUGACCCGGGUCCCCAGUAUGUGAACACCUGCCCCCUGGGUUCUCCGAACACGGUGGUGCCCCCUCAGCAGCCCGGAGUGGUGACCCGCAAACCGCACAGCUCCGAUGAGGACACCGACGACCACGAGUAUUACAAUGACUACGACCGACUCAAGCGGGAACUGCAGCCACUCAACCAUCGUAGCCGGAGUGAAACAACGGUCUAGUGACAGUCAGUGCUCCAAGCUGUGCGUGGGACAGAAACUUGUCGCUGCAGUCAUCCAAUUGUAGCCAGGCAGGCUGUGGAAAAGCUACUGCAUCUCCUUCGUGGUGAGAAGGCAGACUUGGUCAAGUCAGGGCUGUCUCUGCUGGUAUGGCAUGUAGACAACAACCAAAGUGUGUGUGCAGGGGGCAGCUGAGAACUUUGUUCGUUCAAAUGUGGCUUCUUCAUUAUUCAUUUCACUCCACCUAAAUGAUAAAGGUUGCAAGCAAAAUUCUGAGAAUAGUAGAAAUUGUUUCUGUAGAACGUGGAUCCAGAUACUGAAUUUCAUCAUGUCUCUUGUGUAUAGGCAUUGCAAUCUGGUUUGAAUCAUCAUUUAACUGUUGAGCUAGAUAUCGUCAUGAAAAAAGAAAGUUGGAUCUUGGCCAGUCAUUAUCUUUGAUGGAAAGCUCACAAAGAAAUGGAAGCAAGAAAAAAAUUGACUCAAAGCCCCAGAUGCCGCUCGAGUCCAAGGUCUUCGAGCCGUCACCUGAGGCCACCACAGCAAGAACUGCCGGACUAUUCUUUAAUAAUGUUUCUUCUUCUUCUUCAAAGUCCACUUACCAAAGCACUACGGCAGUUGGCACAAAGUGGCAGAGAAAGCUUUCCAUUUAUCUUGGAAAAGUCUUUCUAGGACCGCAGCUGUCGGCAGAACACACAAAAAUCUUCAUGCAAAGCAUCGAGUGAUCUCAGUCGUGUCUCCUGACAAAACGCUUUUCGUUUGAAAGCAGCCAGCAGUGUGCAACAAAGAACUCUGCAUCUGAGUGAAAGUCUUGCAUUUGUUUCGACGCUAGCACCUUCAAUUGCCGUCUGCUUCUGGUCACUUCAAGUCACCUCGCCAAGGCUUCUACAGUGAACGCAGACUGUGACCAUUGUUGACUGUGGGUUAUAACAGGACUCUGGAAAGGCAAACGAAGACGCGUCACCGUGGGACCAGUUAUCACUUCCAGGAACUUGAUAUCUCCCAUGUGCUAUUUAUUUUCGUGGAACACACACAAGACUGUGAAAAUGGAGUUGUCUUCAUUGAGGACUGUGCUUCCUUUUAGAAAGGUCACUAAAGAUUCGUGCAGUUUGAUGUACAUAGUAUACAUAACUCUCUCGUCUCUUCUUCUUUUUUUUUAAGUGCAUACCUUUUUGUGUGAGCUGUGCCCAAAACAUUGCCACUGUAGUCUUUUCUUUGUCCUUUAUUUUUGUGCAUCAACUUGCCACAUUGUGGUACUAAGGAGUGCUGUUUGUUGUGUCUACUCCCAUCCUGAAAUUAUUCAGCUGUCUUUCCCGUUCCGUGUGGCUUGAUUAGCACAUUGAUGUCUUCCGUGCCUAACGACAUCAGCGGGUGCAUGUAAUGCAUAAGCUUUCAGUAUUACAACUCAUCCGAGUGCCAUAAGACAUUGCUAUCACUUCACUAACUCGUGCAACAACAAUUGGUUGACUUAUUGAUUUCCUAUCGACAUGACGGUGGUUUUUUACACGUUUUCAAGCUUUUAUGAACAUAUUUUUAGCAAGGCUUGAGGAAAGCCUGCAUUUACAAGGACUUUAAACAUCAGUACACAAGAUGCAUGUGUGCGCAAAGAUUGGGCUAUUUGCUGUCAAAUUGUGAAUGAUGUCCGCUAUUGAAACCUGUAGCAGGGUUUGGUUUUGAUUUCCUCUCUCCUUUUAUGGGGCAUACCUGGUGAUUUCUACUCAAGCAGCUGAAGGGCAUGCUUGAAUCACUCCACUGGUUGUGAACGUUUGUAAAGAGUGCAUUCUAAGAAUGGUUGAAUGCAGAGGAUGACUCAUUUUUCACACCUUUGAAUUUCAGUGAACACAGUCAUGACAUGUUUAAAAAUUUUUCAAGAUGGUGGCAAAGUGGUGCCUUAUAUUUUUUUUACAGAUACAUGACUUUAAAUCUUCUGUUUUGUUGCGUGUGAUGCAGUAAUUGUUGCCAGAGAUUUACGAGUAACGGUUCCUGCAAGCAAAGUAGCUGCUUUGAGACUUUUUUUCUGUGUUGCACCAUUCCAAGUAAAGUACAAUAAAAUUUGUAGAAGGGACCAAAAUGAAUUAUCUUAGCAUAGGAACCAUGUUAAAAGCGCAAGGUUUUUAUGUUUGGUGCCUGCAAUGUCACUCUUUCCUUUCAGGUGUGAACUACUCAUUGUAGUCUGACUCGUGUUUAACACUGCCUCAUGAUCAUCAUAACAGUGUUUGACUUCCCACAAUGCUACAAUGUUUGCCUGUAUAUACGUACAUUUUAAAACUUCUCAACUGGUUUCUACAGGAAAGCUCUGACGAAUAAGCUCACCUCAUUAGGCUCAGCUAGCUGCAUGUGACUGCAUGUUAUGUAUGUAUUGUACAAAGUGUGUUUUACCAAUGCCUGUCGAGUUCACAGGCAUUUCAUUUCAAGUUUUACAUAGUCCAGUUAGAAGCAGUCAAGGGCACACAUCUAAUGUGACUGCUCCCAAUGUGGGGCACCUCUGCAGAAGAGAGCGGAAAUUUUUACGGAUGAGAGAUGUAUUUGCUAUAUGGUACAUUAAUAAAAUUACUUGUCCAAAAAAAAAA